AGAAACAUCAAGUGGGACACCAAGGUGGAGGGGUGCUACUUCCAUUGUCUACAGGUGCAGGCAAAAGGGAACGCAAAAGCCAUUUGCUGUCAAAAUUUUGAACAAAAAUGAGUUGCCUGCUGAAGAGCUCUGUGCAACUCUAAAGAAGUUGUAUGAAGAAAAGGUAGAUAAGAAGAUUGUCCAAACCGAAAUUGGUGUUCUGCUUCGACUUUCACAUCCCAAUAUAAUAAAACUGAAGGAGAUAUUUGAAACCCCUACAGAAAUCAGCCUUGUCUUAGAGCUGGUCACAGGAGGAGAGCUGUUUGACAGGAUUGUGGAAAAAGGAUAUUACAGUGAGCGAGAUGCAGCUGAUGCUGUGAAGCAGAUCCUGGAGGCGGUUGCUUACCUUCAUGCCAAUGGAAUUGUUCACCGUGACUUGAAACCAGAAAAUCUGCUGUAUGCAACACCAGCUCCAGAUGCCCCUUUAAAAAUAGCUGAUUUUGGACUUUCCAAGAUUGUUGCAGACCAAGUGACCAUGAAAACAGUUUGUGGAACUCCUGGUUACUGUGCACCAGAAAUUCUGCGAGGAUGUGCCUAUGGCCCAGAAGUUGACAUGUGGUCACUAGGAAUAAUCACCUACAUCCUUCUCUGUGGCUUUGAACCAUUCUAUGAUGAAAGAGGAGACCAGUAUAUGUUCAAGAGGAUUCUGAACUGCGAAUAUGACUUUGUUUCCCCUUGGUGGGAUGAUGUAUCUCUGAACGCCAAGGAUUUGGUAAAGAAGCUAAUUGUGCUUGACCCCAAGAAACGGCUUACUACAUUUCAAGCUUUACAGCACCCCUGGGUCACAGGGAAGGCAGCUAAUUUUGCUCACAUGGAUACAGCCCAAAAGAAACUCCAAGAAUUCAAUGCUCGGCGUAAACUCAAGGCUGCAGUGAAGGCUGUUGUUGCAUCAACUCGUCUUGGAAGUGCAAGCUGCCACAACAACCAAGACGGAAAUAAACCAAGUCAAAACCAGCCUCUAGGUCCAGAAAAUGAGGCUGAAGAAAAAGUAGCAGAAAAAGAAGCAGCAGCAAGUCUCAUUGAAAUUCAGGAAGCAGUCUUUCAGGAAAAAAUGCCCGAAGAAGAGCCUUAGGAUCUUGGGGUAUCUUCUUUCAGCUGAGUUGUGUCAUUUUGUGCACCAGCCAAGUUACCGUUCAGCAAGGAAGAAACGUCUAAGCCUUGGCCAUUCUGGAGUGGCUUUGCUGGGAGAUGCAAAACGCUCUAGCUGGUGACCUGAACUUCAAUGCAUGUGACUGGUACUGACCAAAAAAUAAAACAAUAGUAAACAGUAUUUUAUUGGCAUGCCAUGGAUAAAGUGAUAUUUACAGUAAUACCAACAAGUGAAGGAGAGCAAGGAGAGUGUGAGCCCUCCUUAUGAUCAACUCAUAUGUAUAUCUCAUGUAGAGUGUUUAUAGAUGACCUCUAAAAGGAAGGAUGAUUCUGACUUAGGCAAGGUAGUCAUUUUCUAUAGAUCAUGGCAUUUCUUUUAUAUGCUUCCUUUUAAACUCAUAGGCACUCAGUAGACUGAUGGGAUUAAAAGAUCCACUAGGUAUUUUUAAAAUAGCCAAUGGAAUGUUUUGCAUCUGUCAUUGAGAAUUUACAAACUGUUUACAAUUGAGAACUUAGGGAUUUAUAUGCAAAAACAUUCCACACAUUCCUGUGAAAGAGUGAAAUGUACCUUCAGAUGGUUCUGAAAUUGUCUGCUAUUGAAGCCCAUGUUAAGAAUGCCUUACUUCUCUCAGUAACCAUUUCUAUACAGUAUUUUGAUGAUAACCAAAAUAUCUCCCAGACUUCUGCCAUGCCAUUGUCACUUUCGCAAACUGAUGCUAAGAGCAGGAGGCAAACAAAGAUGUCAUUCUUAAGGGCCUAUAGGAAUAAAUCAUGACUGCACCUGUUUGUAUGGGUGGGGAAUAUCAAUCUGCAGCUAUAGAAUAGUUCUGCAUGAAGAAUAUACAAUUCUACAUUUACUGUGGGAGAACAUUUAAGAUACUGCAGAAAGCAAGAGGUGGAAUGUGAAGAUAGAAAUGCAUAGCUGGGGAUACUGAAGGGUUGUGCAACCAGGGUUUUUUUUACCUGCUGGUGUAAAUUUAUCAAUAGAGGUGUGCCAAGAAAAAUCAGUACAAGGGCAGAUUUGGGCACUUGUCUUACGAAUAGUCAGGUAUGAUCAGGUAUGAUCUAUGUGAAUUGAAAAAUCAGUUAAAUGGAUGUUUAAGAGUAAGCAUCUGUCUGUAAAAUAUUUUAUUGCACUUGAAUUUCUUAGCAUACAAUAGAAACAAGAUAUUGGAAAAUGACUAUUAUAGCACAAUCCUACCUGUGUUUAGUGGGACUUACUCUCCAGUAAUUAAGUAAAGGAUUGCAGUCUCAGUUGCUUCUUAGGUACUUAUCUGAUAUUCUCAUGUCUUAGUUAUUCUUCAAUUUCUUACUC
This is a messenger RNA of Pogona vitticeps (central bearded dragon), 2443 nucleotides long. Lineage: Eukaryota; Metazoa; Chordata; Lepidosauria; Squamata; Agamidae. The record is from RefSeq and is a predicted model, not a curated record.